AUGAAACCUCCUAGAGCAGGCAUGUUUUGGAGGCGACAAGGGUGGGUUAAGGAAAGAAGUCCGUUAUCGAGGAAGGAGAGGAAAGAGAAGAAGAUUGACAUGGCGAACAAGGCAGUCGAACGAUACCAUCGAGACCCAGGUUACAAGUUCUUGCAUGAUCGUGUUUCAGACCUUUUUGCGGAUUUUCUCAACACCGAUAUUCAGAACUUGGAUUCUGGUGCCAAAUUUCUGACUCGUGAGAGAGAGAGAUUUGAGGACUACCUUGAAUCAGUGCGGGCCGGGAAGGCGAAGGUUGCGGCGGGUGCUUUGUUGUCGCAUCUGAUUAUAGCCUUAAUAUUGCAUGAUGACAAUGGAAACGAAGUGGCCGAGCUUCAGUGGAAGAGAAUGGUGAGUGACUUGGCCAAGAAAGGGAAGUUGAAGAAUUGUCUUGCAAUUUGCGAUGUUUCGGGAUCUAUGUGUGGUACUCCAAUGGAGGUGUCUGUGGCUCUUGGAAUAUUAGUCUCCGAAUUGAGUGACGAGCCAUGGAAAGGGAAGCUUAUUACAUUUAGCCCAAACCCAGAGCUCAGGACGAUUUACGCUCAAAGACGCAAUUCGUCGAACACAUGGACUGGGUGAUAAACACAGAUUUUCAAGAGGGUAAUUGACUU
Ilex paraguariensis (yerba mate) is the source of this 647-nucleotide messenger RNA. The record is from the annotation of a GenBank genome assembly. NCBI's taxonomy places the organism in Eukaryota, Viridiplantae, Streptophyta, Magnoliopsida, Aquifoliales, Aquifoliaceae.